GGACAGAAAGGUGAACCAGGUGAUAUCCCAUAUGUGGUUGGACUCCCCGGACCUUCGGGACCUGCCGGUCCUCCAGGAGCUCAGGGGAACACUGGACAGAGAGGCUUUAAAGGCAGGCGGGGAUUUGCAGGACCUCCAGGAUUUGACGGAGAGCCCGGUAUCCCAGGUAACCCAGGACAGCCUGGGGCCCCUGGCCAGAAUUCCCACCCUGGGGGCAACAUCAUGUCUCAGAUGGCUUCAGGGUUCAAUGAGAAAUCUGUGAUGGCUUCAAUGGUGUCAGGAGCAAGCGGUGAAGCAGGACCUAGGGGACCUCCAGGGACGCCUGGACCAGCUGGCCCGAGUGGCGGUCAGGGAAUUCCAGGAGAGACUGGAGAUCCAGGAUUGGUGGGUGAGCAGGGUCAUCGCGGACCUGAGGGGCCGCCUGGAAAAGCUGGACGUGAUGGUGAACCUGGACCUGCAGGUGCGACAGGGGAACCAGGAUUUCAGGAUCAGGGGGUGCAAGAGGAUUCCCAGGACUUCCAGGUCAUCCAGGACUGAAAGGUCACAAGGGACAUGCUGGUGUUCCCGGGCCGAGAGGAGAGUCUGGAGCAGCUGGAUUAAAGGGAACAUCUGGGACUCCGGGUGCGAUGGGUGCUCCAGGUCCUCUGGGACCAGCGGGGAUGCAGGGAGAGAGAGGCAGGAUCGGACCAACCGGACCUGUGGGCAAACGUGGAGCAUCCGGCCACGUUGGAAAACCAGGUCCUCUGGGACCUUUGGGAAUCCCUGGAGUGCCGGCUUCCCCGGUGGCCCCGGCAUGAAGGGUGAAGCAGGACCUACUGGAGUCAGAGGAAGUCCAGGACCGCAGGGACCCAGAGGUGAUGGAGGUCACGCAGGACCACCUGGCAAAACAGGAGAUGAGGGUUCAGCGGGGGCCGAUGGAGGUCCAGGGGCCCGGGGACAAUCAGGUCUUGUAGGUGUCCAGGGUCCAGCUGGAUUGUUGGGCCCAGCUGGCCCACCCGGCCCCCAGGGGACUACAGGAGCACCAGGACCAAAGGGACAAUUGGGCGACGUUGGCGUGCCUGGAUUCAAAGGAGACGGUGGAGCCAAGGGAGAGAGAGGUGACCAUGGUAUUCCUGGUCCGAUUGGUCCAAUGGGAGACGACGGUAAACGUGGACCCCGAGGUGACGGUGGAGACAUCGGGCCCCAAGGACCUCAGGGAGAGUCUGGAGCGCCAGGAAACCGAGGAUUCCCAGGUGCAGACGGUUUACCAGGACAAAAGGGAGCUCAGGGUGAAAGAGGACUUCCAGGAUCAGGUGGGGCCAAAGGUUUCUCUGGAGAUCCAGGACGUAAUGGAGAGCCAGGUUUAACAGGAGCUCGGGGUCUUACUGGACUCAUUGGUGCCCAGGGAGCAGAGGGGAAACAAGGACCAAUGGGCUCAGCAGGAGACGAUGGCAAACCGGGGCCAGCUGGUCCUAACGGAAACCGAGGUGCAGCUGGAAACAUGGGCCUGCCAGGUCCAAAAGGCUUCACUGGAGAUGCUGGGAAGAUCGGAGAGGCUGGCAGCACCGGGCCUCCAGGCCAAAGGGGUGUGAAUGGAAAAGAUGGAGAGACGGGAGCGGCCGGUCCCACUGGUCCAGCUGGUCCUGCAGGAAAGAGAGGAGAGCAGGGACCACAGGGAUUACAUGGUUUCCAGGGUUUGCCCGGACAGCCUGGCCCACCUGGAGAGUCAGGAAAGCCAGGUGAUGAGGGUGUUGCUGGAGAGGCCGGGUCUGCUGGAGCUACUGGCAUAAGAGGAGAGCGAGGUCCUCCAGGAGAGAGAGGUGAAAUUGGACCCAAUGGUCUGCAGGGACCUAAAGGUGGUCCAGGUGGACCAGGAACAGAUGGACCAAAGGGUAACGCAGGUUCCGCCGGUGCUGGUGGAGAGCCAGGAGGUCCAGGACUUCAGGGGAUGCCAGGAGAGAGAGGGCUACCAGGAACCUCAGGCCCGAAAGGAGACGCAGGUACAGUCGGAGACAAAGGCCUCGAGGGUAAAGCUGGAGCUGACGGAGCACGGGGUCUUCCUGGACCUGUUGGACCUGUUGGUUCCAGUGGACCCAAUGGGGAAAAGGGUGAACACGGCCCAUCAGGACCUGCAGGACGCCGAGGGACAAGAGGAAUACCUGGUUCUACUGGUGAAAAUGGUCCAAUUGGUCCUGCUGGUUUCCAAGGAACUGCUGGUCCUGAUGGUCAGCCUGGAGUCAAAGGAGAAACUGGUGAGCCAGGUCUCAAGGGAGAGGGAGGAUCACCUGGACCACAGGGGAUGGCUGGGAAACCAGGAGAGCAGGGACCUGUUGGUGUAACAGGACUGAAAGGUGGCAGAGGAACGCAGGGACAAACGGGUGCUCCUGGUUUCCCUGGACUACCUGGAGGAGUCGGCCCAGUCGGCUCUCUUGGUGCUGUUGGAGCUGACGGGCCUAUAGGUGCUUCAGGAAAGCCAGGUCCUGGUGGGAUUCGAGGAGAGCCAGGAGCUAUGGGGCGUCAGGGAGAGAGAGGACCUGCAGGAGCACCGGGAAGCUCCGGAGAGAAGGGUGACUCUGGAGAGGACGGUCCCUCGGGUCCCGAUGGGCCUCCAGGACCUGCUGGCACCACGGGACAGCGAGGCAUUGUGGGUCAGCCUGGACUCAGAGGAGAGCGAGGCAUGCUGGGACUGCCGGGUCCUGCUGGUCCACCAGGAAAAGACGGAACUCCUGGAGCUCAAGGAGGCUCAGGACCUCCUGGUGGAGUCGGUUUACCCGGAGCCACGGGGCCAAGAGGAGACGCGGGACCUGAGGGUCUCGCCGGAGCAGAGGGGCCUCCUGGACAGGAUGGUCUUGUAGGAGAAAGGGGAGAACGGGGUAAUCCCGGUCAAGAGGGUCUGCCUGGUACUACAGGGUCUCCUGGAACUGAGGGGCCUGUGGGGCUUACAGGUGGUCCAGGGCCAAUUGGAGAAAAUGGUGGCAGGGGUGCAGCUGGACCCCUGGGACCAGAUGGAGUACGGGGGAAACUAGGCCCUCAAGGACCUCAGGGAGAGAAGGGAGCAGUUGGAGAGCAAGGAGAGAGGGGUCAGAAAGGACACAGAGGUUUCACCGGGCUCCACGGUCUGCCAGGAACAACUGGUCAAACCGGAGAGCCAGGAGCUACAGGUUUUGUUGGACCGUCUGGCCCGAGAGGUCCUCCAGGAGUGGUGGGUCCACCUGGAAAGGAAGGAUACAUCGGUCAGCCCGGACCACAAGGCGCUCCUGGAAGCAGAGGCAGCCUGGGUGAACUCGGAGAACAGGGUCCACAUGGUGACCCCGGCCCGCCCGGCCCUCCAGGCCCCCCUGGACCUCCCACCGCGGGCGUUGAAGACCUUUACGUCCCCUCCUACGACUACGAAGGGAUCGGUGGUGUUCCUGAAGCCGAGGAGUUCGUCGAGGACGACAUGGCUGCUGAUCCUCCUCCACCCCUUCCAGAGAUCAACAGAGACGAAGCCCUCCCCAAUAAGAACCAGGCCUUGCUGCGUGCAGAUACCGGGGUCCACGCCACUCUGAAGACCCUCAGCGGACAUCUGCAAAACAUUCGCAGUCCUGACGGCAGCAAGAUGAACCCCGCGAAAACAUGCCAGGACGUCAAGCAAUGCUACCCUCAGAAAAGCAGUGGGGAGUACUGGAUCGAUCCAAAUCAAGGAAGUACCAAAGACGCCAUCAAGGUCUUCUGUAACAUGGAAACUGGAGAGACCUGCAUUUCUGCAAAUCCUUCCAACAUUCCCCGUAAAGCCUGGUGGACUAAAUCCAGUCCUACUGCCAACAAACCGAUCUGGUUUGGAGCGGACAUGAACAGUGGAAAAUUCCAGUAUGGAAAGAACGGGGAGCAGCCCAACGCAGUGGCAGUCCAGAUGAAGCUCCUGCAGCUUUUGUCCAAGGAGUCGCACCAGAACGUGACGUACCACUGCAGGAACAGCGUCGCUUACAAAGCAGAGAAGAGCAACAGCCUGAAGAAUGCGCUGGUCCUCAAAGGCUUCAACGGCCAGGAGCUGAGAGCGCAGGGCAACAACCGCCUCCGAUACACCGUCAUCGAGGACAGCUGCUCGACAUCAAACGGAGAGUGGGGAAAGACCGUGUUUGAGUACAGGACUCAAACUUCAGCCAGGUUGCCGUUCGUGGAUUUGGCGCCCAUGGACGUCGGUAAAGCUGAUCAGGAGUUCGGCCUUGACAUCGGCCCGGUUUGCUUCUCAUAAAACACAAAUCAAAAAGCAAGAUGGACAGAAGUUGCCUUUUUUUUCAGGAGGAGUAACAUCAUCAAAGUUAUACAGCAAGGACUCCUCUUCCUGUGAGCGCACGAGUCGAUGAAGAUUAGAAGUUUCAUUGCAAUUCUUCAUCUUCAAAAAUGGCUGCAUUUCCCAAACAAACAAUACAGCGUACUUGAGAAGCGUGUGACUCCCAAAAAUCUGACAUAAUUUAUUCACUAACUAAUAUAGUUACAAUUUAGAGCGCUAGUACUCUACAGGGGAAUGCAUUUAGGAGGAAGAGACAUGUGUAAGGUGCUAAGAAGGGUGUGGAUGGAUUAUAAACCUGGAAAAACACAAAGAAAUAAAGCAGUUUGCAUAAAAACUGAAGAAUAAUAGCAAUGAAAGGAUUUAAUUUGAGUUUUGUUUUCAGUGAAUGCACGUCCAGAGGUUUGGACACAGUCGACAGUUCUUAUUGCAAACGAGUGUAGUUCUUAAUUUUAACGGUAUAAAAGAUCAAAAUCAUGCUUGAACCUAAAUUAUUAAGUUCUGUUUAAGAACUCAUUCACUACUUCAACAGAAAAUCUCUGUAUCUCCUUUUUAAAACUUCAACUGUAAAUGCAACAUAUGACUGUAAAUGGCAAAGUAUUUGUUUUAUUGUCGACGAUGGAUGUGGAAUAAAUG
This is a messenger RNA of Labrus bergylta (ballan wrasse), 4885 nucleotides long. It is a transcript of the gene col5a2b, whose product is annotated as collagen, type V, alpha 2b. Gene Ontology annotation, cellular component: collagen type V trimer. Gene Ontology annotation, molecular function: protein binding; extracellular matrix structural constituent conferring tensile strength. Gene Ontology annotation, biological process: extracellular matrix organization. NCBI's taxonomy places the organism in Eukaryota, Metazoa, Chordata, Actinopteri, Labriformes, Labridae. The record is from RefSeq and is a predicted model, not a curated record.